Archocentrus centrarchus (flier cichlid) is the source of this 2949-nucleotide messenger RNA. RefSeq names its product NLR family CARD domain-containing protein 3-like. Lineage: Eukaryota; Metazoa; Chordata; Actinopteri; Cichliformes; Cichlidae. Bases 1 to 2949 code for a protein of 982 amino acids. The transcript has 8 exons. The record is from RefSeq and is a predicted model, not a curated record.
AUGAAGAUGUUGGUGGUGUUUGUGAUCCUCCUGCACGUUUCCCAGCAUGCCCUGGCUGUGCUGGUGGAGGUGAAUGAGGGGGAAGAGUCUGUCCUGCUGCCCUGUCUGUACUCAGGUUUUAUACCUGAGGAUGACCCCACAGUGAUGUGGACUCGCAGUGAUCUCGAUCCCAAAUCUGUCCACCUGCUCCGAGAAGGAGGAGAUGAUCUUAGAGGACAAAACCAGCGUUACAGCGGACGCACAUCAGUGAGGUCUGAUGCUCUGGACUCUGGAGACUUCAGCCUCACUCUGAGGAACCCACAGCUGACUGACAGCAGCAGCUACACCUGCUCCAUCACUGAUAGAAGAGGAGAACAGAGACUGAGAGACAUCCAGCUGCAGGUCAAAGACCAGCAGGUGGAGGUGAAGGUGGAGGAAGGCUCAGAGUCUGUCAUCCUGCCCUGCAAAACAACACCUGACCUGCCCGAGGACACCAGGGUGCAGUGGACUCGCUCUGACCGAGAACUCAUGAUGGUCCAUCUGUAUUCAAACAGAAGUGACCACCUUAACAAACAGGAUGGUCUUUACAGAGACCGAACAAAGAUGAAUGAAGACCUGCUGAGAACUGGAGACCUCAGUCUGACCCUGAAACAGCCCACAGAGAGAGACACAGGAGGAUACAUCUGCACCAUCUACAGGGACAAAGACAUCCUGAGACAGAAAGUGGUGCUGCGGGUCAAAGGUCAGCAACCAUUUCCAUCCUGGGCCACAGCUCUCCUGGUUCUCCUGGUUCUUCUUGUGGUUUCUGGAGGUCUUUUAUUUCAUUUUCGGCACUAUUUCAUUCCAAGUACUGUGGAGGUGGAUUCAGGGGUGGAGUCUGUCUUGCUGCCCUUCAAAACCACAGUUCGCCUGCCUAAAGAUGCUACAGUGGAGUGGGAGGAUGGUGAUAAUGAUCGGGCCCAUGUGUAUCAGAACGGCUCUGACCAGCCUGAAGAACAGAGCCAGUUUUACAGAGACCGAACAAAGAUGAAUGAAGACCUGCUGAGAACUGGAGACCUCAGUCUGACCCUGAAAUACCCCACAGAUGGAGACAACUUCACCUACAUCUGCACUGUCUACAACAGGGAGGGAGACAUCCUGCUGGGGAAACAAGUGAGGCUGAUAGUCAAAGAUGUGAUUGGUCAGCAGGCAUCUAAACUUAAAUCUGCUCUGAAGAAGAAGUUCCAGAGUCUGUUUGAGGGCAUCGCUAAAGCAGGAAACCCAACCCUCCUGAAUCAGAUCUACACAGAGCUCUACAUCACAGAGGGAGGGGCUGCAGAGGUCAAUGAUGAACAUGAGGUCAGACAGAUUGAAACAGCAUCCAGGAAACCAGACAGACCAGAAACAACAAUCAGACAAGAAGACAUCUUUAAAGGCUCACCUGGAAGAGAUGAACCAAUCAGAACAGUGCUGACAAAGGGAGUGGCUGGCAUUGGGAAAACAGUCUUAACACAGAAAUACACCCUCGACUGGGCUGAAGACAAAGCCAACCAGGACAUCGAUCUCACGUUUCCAUUCACUUUCAGAGAGCUGAAUGUGCUGAAAGAGGAAAAGUUCAGCUUGGUGGAACUUGUUCAUCACUUCUUCACUGAAACCAAAGAAGCAGGAAUCUGCAGCUUUGAAGACUUCCAGGUUGUGUUCAUCUUUGAUGGUCUGGAUGAGUGUCGACUUCCUCUGGACUUCCACAAAACUACAAUCCUGACUGACCCUAGAAAGUCCACCUCUGUGGAUGUGCUGCUGACAAACCUCAUUAGAGGUUACCUGCUUCCCUCUGCUCACCUCUGGAUAACCACACGACCUGCAGCAGCCAAUCAGAUUCCUCAGGACUGUGUUGACAUGGUGACAGAGGUCAGAGGGUUCACUGACCCUCAGAAGGAGGAGUACUUCAGGAAGAGAUUCAGAGAUGAGGAGAAGACCAGCAGGAUCAUGUCCCACAUCAAGAUAGCAAGAAGCCUCCACAUCAUGUGCCACAUCCCAGUCUUCUGCUGGAUCACUGCUACAGUUCUGGAGGAUGUGCUGAAAACCAGAGAGGGAGGACAGAUGCCCAAGACCCUGACUGAGAUGUACAUCCACUUCCUGGUGGUUCAGGCCAAAGUGAAGAAGAUCAAGUAUGAUGAAGGAAGUGAGACAGAUCCACACUGGAGUCCAGAGACAAGGAAGAUGAUUGAGUCUCUGGGAAAACUGGCUUUUGAUCAGCUGCAGAAAGGAAACCUGAUCUUCUAUGAAUCAGACCUGACAGAGUGUGGCAUCGAUAUCAGAGCAGCCUCAGUGUACUCAGGAGUGUUCACACAGAUCUUUAAAGAGGAGAGAGGGUUGUACCAGGACAAGGUGUUCUGCUUCAUCCAUCUGAGUGUUCAGGAGUUUCUGGCUGCUCUUCAUGUCCAUCUGACCUUCAUCAAGUCAGGAAACAAUCUGCUGGAAGAAAAAAAAUCUAAAUUCUUUACAGUCUUUAAAAUAAAGUUCAAGCCAAAUGUCUUCUACCAAAGAGCUUUGAAGAAAGUCUUACAGAGUCCAAAUGGACACCUGGACUUGUUCCUCCGUUUCCUCAUGGGUCUUUCACUUCAGACCAAUCAGAGUCUCCUACGAGGCCUGCUGACACAAACAGGAAGUAGCUCGAAGAUCCAUCAGAAAACAGUCCAGUACAUCAAGAAGAAGCUCAGAAAGAAUCUUUGUUUAGAGAAAAGCAUCAAUCUGUUACACUGUCUGAAUGAACUGAAUGAUCAUUCUCUAGUGGAGGAGAUCCAACAUUUCCUGCUAUCAGGAAGUCUCUCCACAGAUAAACUGUCUCCUGCUCAGUGGUCAGCUCUGGUCUUCAUCUUACUGUCAUCAGAAGAAGAUCUGGAUGUGUUUGACCUGAAGAAAUACUCUGCUUCAGAGGAGGCUCUGCUGAGGCUGCUGCCAGUGGUCAAAGCCUCCAACAAAGCUCAGUGA